Molecule: messenger RNA, 2886 nt
Organism: Misgurnus anguillicaudatus (oriental weatherfish)
Lineage: Eukaryota; Metazoa; Chordata; Actinopteri; Cypriniformes; Cobitidae
Source: RefSeq, a predicted model, not a curated record
AAAGUUUCUUCAGCUUUAUUUCCACUCAGGUCUGUAUGAGACUGAAGCAGAUGAUGACUGGAUCUCUACAGAAAUCACAUCAGUUUGACUCAUCUGAGAGGACACUACCGUAAAACAGGAGGAGUUUUCUGGAGCAACUCAGAAAUACGCAGAUAAAUUCAGUUGUUUUCUCAUGCGCUUUAUGAGCAGAUUUCUCAGUAUGGAUCGUGAGCGAUGUAAAAGAUCAGCGGUUCAGACCCUGAAAACUCAAGACAAAGUCAAACAGGAGGAAGCUGAAGUUCUCUAUAAUAAGUCAGUCUAUACACCCAGUGUGAUGUCCAGCAUUGGAAAGGAGAUGUAUUAUUUUGCCGGUCAUGAGAUCAAGAUCUGGGAAUCUCUGGAUUCGUUCGGCUCCGUCAUCUGGCCGGCAGCUCUGGCUCUGUGUCGAUAUCUCGAGUCGAAUCGAGAGACGGUGAAUCUUCGAGAUAAGGCGGUGCUGGAGAUCGGUGCUGGAACCGGUCUUGUGUCUAUUGUGGCCAGUUUAUUGGGUGCAUGGGUGACAGCGACCGACCUACCCGAGGUCCUGGCCAACCUGAGAUGUAAUUUAUCUCGAAACACAACAGGCCGUUGCAGAUACACGCCUCAAGCGGCUGAACUCGUCUGGGGUCAUGAGCUCGAGCGGACCUUUCCUCAUUCGGUCUACAGAUAUGAUUAUGUCCUGGCAGCUGAUGUGGUUUAUCUUCACGAUUUCCUAGCAGAAUUAAUGCUCACCAUGAAACAUUUCUGCAAGCCGGGCACGACCCUCAUCUGGGCCAAUAAGACUCGCUUUCAAUCCGACCUGGUGUUCGCUGAGAACUUCAAGAAAACCUUCAACACCAAACUGCUGGAAGAUAACGGAGAGAUAAAGAUUUAUUCUGCCACCAUUAAAGAAGAAAACGUAGAAACGAUAGAAAAGCAGACUGCAGAGAUGAUCAACAUUACAGAGUUAAAUCAUUCAAGAGAAAUCAAACAAGAAUCAAAGACUGAUGGUGUGGAAAUACAGAAAUUACCGAUAGAUCAGACGACUGUAAAAGAAAUGCAGGAGGUGGAAAGAAAUGAAGAAGAUGAGAAGACUGAUGAGAGACAUCGAGAGGAAAACCUGAACUUCACAGAUGAUGAAGAAACAAAGAGAAACUCAACAGAAAAUGACAAACAGCAGACUCAUCUGAGAUUAUGGGUACCUACUGUUUACUUCAUACCAGGAAAAGAAAUCCAUUAUUUCUUAGGUCAGAAGAUCAAAAUCCUGGAGUCCAUUGAUUCUUAUGGUGCUACGAUCUGGCCAGCGGCGGUCACACUCUGUAGAUUCUUGGAAACAGCUGAAGGUCAACAACAAAUCAAUUUAUGUGAUAAAUCUGUUCUUGAACUGGGAGCUGGAACUGGUCUUCUUUCAGUCGUAAUCACGCUGUUGGGUGCCAAACUUACAGCCACAGAUUUACCGGAGAUUCUCAGUAAUCUGACAUCCAACCUGAACUGGAACACCCGAGGCCAUCGGAGACACGAGCCCCUGGUAACUCAACUCUUUUGGGGUCACAAGUUAGAGGAGACCUUCCCCAGAUCCACACAUCAUUAUGAUUACGUCAUAGCCACCGAUGUGGUUUAUCAUCACGACUACCUGACUGAACUUCUCAUCACCAUGCGUCACUUCUGUCAGCCGGGAACCACGCUGGUCUGGGCAAAUAAGAUUCGAUACGCCACCGAUCUGGGCUUCCUAGACAACUUUCAGAAAUGUUUUAAUAGUAGACUGCUUGUAGAGAUGGAUGAUGUGAGGAUUUAUGUGGCCACCAGCAGGGAAACAGAAGAGGAGAAGAACAUGGAGUAAUAAAUGUGAUAUUUAGGAAGAAGAUCCACCUGCUGAGAUAUAACAGCAAAUAUUACUGAGAGAGCUGGAGCAGAUUUACUCGCUCACCACACCACCAGAAGAUCUGACCAUGAACAUGAAGAAACAGAAUUCAGUGAGAACAUACAAGGACACUGAAACAAUAAUGAAGAUGAAGAAACUGAAACUAGACAUGAUAAUGAAUGCAAAAAUAGACUUAUAGACAAACAAACUGAUAAAAUUGGGACAAAGGGAAACAUAUGCAGAGAGAAAACAUUCUGUAGAUUAUAAUCUUUAGAGUUUAUUUAGUAGUUUAGGACAACAUUUGUCACCUACACAAUAAACAGAAGAGAAUAAAAAGUAAAGACAUUGAUGAACACGAGCACAUUACAGACUCUGAACCUGAAACAGAUCUUCUCUCGUGAUGGUCCAGCAGUUCUGCCAGUCUGACUCGGUGUAUUUCAGUGAUGAGGCUGAGGGUGGCACUGCCCACUUAGAUUGACGGCUGGUCCACUCAAUCAGAAGACAUAAAAUAUUUUUGUGGAAAAGCAGCAGAAAUCACGUAUGCAUUAUAAUAAUCUCUUUAAUAAUAAAAUAACGAUUUAUAUAGAUAGUUUAUGAUUUGAGUUUAUAAACCUUACAAAUGUUAACAUUCAAGCCAAUUUACGUUUCAAAAAGCACACAAACACAGAAUCUCCCUGCGCUUGACAGGACACAAACACGCAAAAUUGUCUCAAAAUAUCACAGUCUUGGCAAGUAUUUUUAUAAAACAGUCAGUUAUGUCUUAAAGUGAACACAAACAGUUCAGAAAGAAAUCAGAUGUGUGUGUCAGUAAACGGAUUCGUGCUUAUCAGAUCUUAAAGUGGCAGAACCUGAUUGCCCUGAAAAGAAGUCUGUUUGUGUCAUUAUGUUAAUCAAACAACAGAAGAAAAAAGGAAAAUCACUUCAAUAGCUUUAAAAAGAUGAAUUAGAUUUCAUUUAUAGAAUGAAGACGACAGUGUUAUUAUUCAUUUGAUUGUAUUUCUGUUCAUAAAUACUACUGUUAUACUUUA